Messenger RNA from Trichoplax adhaerens, 1602 nucleotides. RefSeq lists its product as uncharacterized. Gene Ontology annotation, molecular function: dolichyl-phosphate-mannose-protein mannosyltransferase activity. Bases 1 to 1602 code for a protein of 533 amino acids. Gene Ontology annotation, biological process: protein O-linked glycosylation via mannose. Lineage: Eukaryota; Metazoa; Placozoa; Uniplacotomia; Trichoplacea; Trichoplacidae. Gene Ontology annotation, cellular component: endoplasmic reticulum; membrane. The transcript has 16 exons. The record is from RefSeq and is a predicted model, not a curated record.
AUGAGUGCUGUGCUUGGAAUCCAGCGCAAUCUACAGAAAUUUCCACCAUUUUUUUUCACUGACCGAUAUUGCUCUAUUGCCAGUUGUGAUAGCUAUUCUUUUGUACAGUCAAAGACGUUAAGAAUGGCAAUGGAUAACAAUGAGUCCAAUCCCAGUAAAGCCCACGAUAGUCAUACGAGUAAAUCGACUGGCAAAUCCAGACAGAGAAAAGAUGCCAAAAAUCAAUCAUCUAAAAAGGUUGAAAUUAAAAAUGGCUUAGAUCAAUCGACAGAGCAAAAUGCCAAUCAAUCCUCUUUACUGCAAAAGGAAACUACGACGACAUCAGCAUCGUUGCAUGACAGAAGCGCUAAUGAUACUGAGAAAUAUCCAUCAUUAGCCACUGUCGACAAUACCGUUACUGAAAGCCAGGAUUUCUUAUUACCUUAUUUUAGUUAUAAGGUCAAGUUAGAAUUAGACGUAAUGUUGAUUGGAUUAACUUUCCUCUGUGCACUUACUCGAUUUUAUAAUCUCUGCCAUCCGAGCAAUGUUAUAUUUGACGAAAUUUUAGCUGGAAAAGCUUUAUUCAUGUAUGGAAGAGGUAUAUUUUUUAUCGAUGCUUUCCCUCCACUAGCUAAGCUUUUAUAUACCUUUGUGGGCAAUUUCGCAGGGUAUAAUGGAAAUUUUACUUUCGAACCAGUUGGUACAGCAAUGCCCAAUGAUGUUCCUAUUCAGGCUCUCCGUUCAUGCUGUGCGUUUUUUGCCACUAUGCAUAUUCCUCUAAUUUAUUCGAUUAUGCAACAACUUGGACAUAGUCGCUCAACUGCCUCUGUUGCCUGCAUCUUGGUUAUAUUUGGCUUUUCUCUGCAAAGUGGUUUCGGUAUCUUUUUCUUACUGGUUUGUGCCUAUGUGGAGCAUUUAGAAAUUGUGUACGGUUCCAAGCUGACACUUCGCCAAAUAUAUACCAACCAUCCAUGUUGGUUACAUUCCCAUGAGCAUAUAUAUCCUAUCAAAUAUCCUGAUGGCAGAGGUAGUAGUGGUCAACAGCAAGUCACUUGUUACACUUACAAGGAUCCGAAUAAUUGGUGGAUUAUUAAGGAUCCUAAAAGUACUAAUCAAACAGUCGAAACGCCGCAUAGAGCUGUCAAGGAUGGAGACAUUAUCCAGUUAGUUCAUGUAAAAACGAAUCGGACCCUGAAUAGUCAUAAUGUUGCCAGCCCGGUGACUCCAACUCAUCAAGAAGUCGCUUGUUUCGUCCACUAUAAUAAAACUAACUUAGUGAAACAAGAUUUAUGGCAGUUGAAAAUUGAAAAUCCAAACGCAAAUGGAACAUGGACUCAAUUGAACUCUAGAAUCCGCUUUAUUCACUUGGCAACGAAACAAGCUUUAACAACGAGCGGAAAGCAACUACCGAAUUGGGGAUUCUAUCAAUUAGAGCGGCAAAUACAUCUUUUGGGUAAUCCAAUAGUUUGGUGGACAUGUACGUUUAGUCUGUGUGUUUAUAUUGCUUUGGUAGUAUUUUAUAUGGCCUUGGAGCGUCGGCAAAUUUACGUCAUAAAUAGAGGAUCAGCCCGAAGUCUAGGCUUGUAUUUACUGCCGCAGUUGUAUCCUUUCUUGGAAUUAUAG